CGCGGCGCGGCGCGCGCCCCGGAGCUCCACUUCCCAAUCUCCGGAUUCAGGAUUCCACGACCCAGGCGACCCCCCCCCCCACACACACCCAACACCGGGCCUUUGGGUGCCAGGCGUCCCGGAUCUGCGCCAUCUGGAACUAGCUGUCUGCCACCUGGGCACCCCUCAGCCUUCUAGCCCGGUGCCACGUUCGCGUCGGAGAAACUCCUGGAGCUUCCACGUCCAGGACCAAGAACUCCAGACUGUUUCUCGAACCCUCUUCCCAGCUUUGGGGGGCAUCGGACAUCACUGUUGGGGAGAGCAGAGGCGCCUCGGAACGCAGCCAGGGGCUCACCCGGGGAGCUGAGCCUCCAUCCCGAAGUGCCAGCCUCCGGAGGCGCCGUGUCCUGGGCCAGAGAAGGGUCCCCGUGCGCCUCCAGUCCCCGGGCGUUGAGCUAGCUCGUCAUCAUGGUGGCCGAUCCUCCCAAAGCCGACCCCAAGGGGUUGGUGGCGGUGGAGGCCACGGCGAACGGUGGCCUCGUGCUGGGUUCUGCACCGGACCGAGACGAGACCGCUAAGGGAUGCUGCCGUUCCCGGGACCAGGUGCGCAGCUGCCUUCGCGCCAACCUGCUGGUGCUGCUCACCGUGGUGGCCGUGGUGGCCGGCGUGGCCCUGGGGCUGGGGGUGUCGGUGGCCGGGGGCGCUGCCGCCCGGAGCCCCGCGCGCCUGGUGGCCUUCGGCUUCCCCGGCGAGCUGCUGCUGCGCCUGCUCAAGAUGAUCAUCCUGCCGCUCGUGGUGUGCAGCCUGGUGGGAGGCGCGGCCAGCCUCGACCCCGGCUCGCUCGGCCGCCUGGGCGCCUGGGCGCUGCUCUUCUUCCUGGUCACCACUCUGCUCGCGUCGGCGCUCGGCGUGGGCUUGGCUCUGGCGCUGAAGCCCGGCGCCGGCUUCACGGCCAUCAAUGCCUCCGUUGGGACCACCGACGGUGUCCAAAACACCGGGAAAAAGGAGGUGCUGGAUUCCUUUCUGGAUCUCGUGAGGAAUAUCUUUCCCUCCAAUCUGGUGUCUGCAACCUUCAGAUCUUAUGCCACCAAAUAUGAAGAGAGAAGACUCAACACAGCCAUGGCCCAGGAGCUCAAUGCCACCAUGGUGCAGGUACCCAUGGAGAGUGAAGUGGAGAGCAUGAACAUCUUGGGCCUGGUGGUAUUUGCCAUCAUCUUUGGCGUGGCCCUGCGGAAGCUGGGGCCCGAAGGGGAGCUGCUUAUCCGUUUCUUCAACUCCUUCAAUGAUGCUACCAUGAUCCUGGUUUCCUGGAUCAUGUGGUACGCCCCCGUGGGCAUCUUGUUCCUGGUGGCCAGCAAGAUUGUGGAGAGAGAGAACGUGGGGGAGCUCUUCGUCAACCUGGGCAAAUACAUCCUGUGCUGCCUGCUGGGCCACGCCAUCCACGGGCUGCUGGUCCUGCCCCUCAUCUACUUUGUCUUCACACGCCGAAACCCCUACCGCUUCCUGUGGGGUAUCAUGACACCACUGGCCACAGCCUUUGGGACUUCCUCUAGCUCGGCCACGCUGCCCCUGAUGAUGAAGUGCGUGGAGGAGAAGAACGGGGUGGCCCGGCACAUCAGCCGCUUCAUCCUGCCCAUCGGCGCCACGGUCAACAUGGACGGCGCCGCGCUGUUCCAGUGCGUGGCGGCCGUCUUCAUCGCGCAGCUCAACGGCCUGCCCCUGGACCUGGUGAAGAUCAUCACCAUCCUGGUCACGGCCACAGCUUCCAGCGUGGGGGCGGCGGGCAUCCCCGCAGGAGGGGUCCUCACCCUGGCCAUCAUCCUGGAAGCAGUCAACCUCCCCGUCAAGGACAUCUCCUUCAUCUUUGCCGUGGACUGGCUAGUAGACCGGUCUUGUACCAUCAUCAACGUGGAAGGUGAUGCUUUUGGGGCUGGACUGCUCCAGAGUUACGUGGACCGGACGAAGCUGCAGGACCCAGAGCCUGAGUCGACCCAAGUGAAGAGUGAAGUGCCCCUGAACCCACUGCCCGCCAGCAUGGAGGAAGGGAACCCCCUCCUCAAACAGUACCGGGGUCCUGCCGGGGAUGCUGUGGCCUGUGAGAAGGAGUCGGUCAUGUGAACACCUGGCACGGCAUUCCCCACUCUCCUGGGCCAUAGGACACUGGGGAGAUGGACCCACUGGCUCCCCAGGGCCACCUCCCGAGAGCCAGGGUCUCUGUCCUUCCAGGACAGGACACCAGGAGGCCAUGCUGGGGCAUAUGUGCAUAUGUCCAUCUGCAAGUCUCCCUGGACCUCAACUCCUGUCUUCCACUCUAGGAGGUGUUAUCCCCCCUCCCCCAGCGAGAGUCACCCAACCUUUCUGGUCUCAGGGUACAGGUUGGCAUGUGGAGGGCUCUGCCCUUUGAAGGGGAGUGCUGCAGAUUGAUGCUGGUGUUUGACAGCUUUAGCUGCGUGGUGAUGUGUGUGUGUGUGAGAUCUGUGACCUUGUGACCUUACAUGGUACACUCCUCCCUGUGUGUCCCAUUGGUGCUGUGCCUCACCCCCACAGUAAGAGAAACACCCCCCAGGAGCGCUGGGGGGAGGGGCGCCAAAGAUAAAUGCUUUAACUCCAGAGAACUUUUUUUUUUCAUUUGGGAAUAAAAUUAUGUCAAGUGUAUUUAAUAA
This is a messenger RNA of Jaculus jaculus (lesser Egyptian jerboa), 2642 nucleotides long. It is a transcript of the gene Slc1a5, whose product is annotated as solute carrier family 1 member 5. NCBI's taxonomy places the organism in Eukaryota, Metazoa, Chordata, Mammalia, Rodentia, Dipodidae. Gene Ontology annotation, biological process: L-aspartate import across plasma membrane. The record is from RefSeq and is a predicted model, not a curated record. Gene Ontology annotation, cellular component: plasma membrane. The transcript is spliced from 9 exons. Gene Ontology annotation, molecular function: symporter activity; L-aspartate transmembrane transporter activity; neutral L-amino acid transmembrane transporter activity. The coding region runs from base 448 to 2097 and encodes 549 amino acids.